UCCCAGACCAGCAGAGGCAGCAGCCGGAGCAGCCGCAGCCUGCGCCCUCUCCCGCCCGCCCGCCCUCCGCCCGCCCGCCCGCCCGCCCGCCCUCCGCCGCCCUCCACCCGCCCCGGGGUCUCUCUCCCCUUCCUCCUCCUCCACCCCCCCUCCUCCGCCCGCCAGCGGGGCCCCCCUCGCCUUCCCGCCCGCCCCUAUUGUUCCGCCCCCGGCCUCCCGCCCUUCCCCUUCCCGCCCGCUCCCCUUUUCCCCUCCGUCGACUCGCGCCCUCCAGUUUUUGGCUUUCACUCUCACCAGUGACCAAAGACUUGACCACUCAAAGUCCAGCUCCCUGUAACUGCUAGACAUGGACACCGGUGUGAUUGAAGGUGGAUUGAAUGUCACUCUCACCAUCAGGCUACUUAUGCAUGGAAAGGAAGUUGGCAGUAUCAUCGGAAAGAAAGGAGAAUCUGUUAAGAAGAUGCGCGAGGAGAGUGGUGCACGUAUCAACAUCUCAGAAGGGAAUUGUCCUGAAAGAAUUAUCACUCUGGCUGGACCGACUAAUGCCAUCUUCAAAGCCUUUGCUAUGAUCAUUGACAAACUGGAAGAGGACAUAAGCAGCUCUAUGACCAAUAGCACAGCUGCCAGUAGACCCCCGGUUACCUUACGACUGGUGGUCCCUGCUAGUCAGUGUGGCUCUCUCAUCGGAAAAGGUGGUUGCAAGAUCAAGGAAAUAAGAGAGAGUACAGGGGCUCAGGUCCAGGUGGCAGGGGAUAUGCUCCCCAACUCAACUGAGCGAGCAAUCACUAUUGCUGGCAUUCCGCAGUCCAUCAUUGAGUGUGUCAAACAGAUCUGCGUGGUCAUGUUGGAGUCCCCCCCGAAGGGCGUGACCAUCCCGUACCGGCCCAAGCCCUCCAGUUCUCCAGUCAUCUUUGCAGGUGGUCAGGACAGGUACAGCACAGGCAGCGACAGUGCGAGCUUUCCCCACACCACCCCGUCCAUGUGCCUCAACCCUGACCUGGAGGGACCACCUCUAGAGGCCUAUACCAUUCAAGGACAGUAUGCCAUUCCACAGCCAGAUUUGACCAAGCUGCACCAGUUGGCAAUGCAACAGUCUCAUUUUCCCAUGACCCAUGGCAACACCGGAUUCAGUGGCAUUGAAUCCAGCUCUCCAGAGGUGAAAGGCUAUUGGGCAGGUUUGGAUGCAUCUGCUCAAACUACUUCUCACGAACUCACCAUUCCAAAUGAUUUGAUUGGCUGCAUAAUUGGGCGUCAGGGCGCCAAAAUCAAUGAGAUCCGUCAGAUGUCUGGGGCGCAGAUCAAAAUUGCAAACCCAGUGGAAGGAUCUACUGAUAGGCAGGUCACCAUCACUGGAUCUGCUGCCAGCAUUAGCCUGGCUCAGUAUCUAAUCAAUGUCAGUUUAGAAAACGCUAAACCCUCCUCCCAGGCAGCCUCCGUCACGAUCCCUGAUCACCUCAGCAUCAACCUCUCUCAACCCUCCACCCCUUCUUCUUCUUCUUCCUCCUCCACCACCACCCCCUCGCUCGCCACGGCGGGGACUUCCGACGCACCCUCCAGCCUCCCCAACCCUCUUCCGACCGCCCCUUGUGUCUCCAGUCUGCUUGGCAUGAAACCCAUCCCUCUCCUGGCUCUAAAUGUUGUGUCUGCUGCUAAGGGUACCGGGGCUUCAGCUGCCAGCACCACCUCUACUGUGCCAUGUGUAACUAACAAACUGAAAGGCGAGAAGCAGAGGUUCUCUCCCUACUGAGUGCACAUCUUGGCACCUCCUCAAGUGUUGGUUUAUGUUGUUUUUCUUUGUUAACAUUGGUGAGAACCAAACUAUUGUGAGCUUGUGACCGUUUUCUUUUUACUACUUUGGGGGAGAACUGGUGGGGGUGGGCACGGGUAAUUCUUGUUUAGGUUUAGGUCUUUACAGCUCAGUGCCUGUUUCAGAGUCUGACUUGUUGAUUUAAAUCUUUAUCUAGAGCCACAGUUCUUACUCACUAAUUCUGUUACACUUUUUUGUAGCAUUAUACUGCCUUGCAAUAUAAACAAUGUGUUAGGCUCUGUGUUGAUGAAUAAAAGCUUCUCCUUUAAUCCUUUCCUUUUUUUAUAGUUGAAAUUAUUUAAUGGUUAAGCUGUCAGCUGGCUAUAGCCAAAUCUGUGUUUCUAGUUAUAAUAAAGUUGCCACAGUAAGAAGAGUAGCUCACUGUGUGAUGUGACGGGUGAGGGUGGGGGUAUGUGGUCUGUGCCUUGUCAGCUUGGAUGGCUGUGUAGCCUGUUUGGGCCUUUUUGCAUCCAACAUGAACUUUUAAUUUUAACCCUUUGUCAGUAUUCCCAUGUAGAAGGGCUGUCAGUGUUUAAACACUGAUGAUCCUCAUGCUUAGCCAGAAGCCUUGAGUCACGAACAGCUUUCCUUUGCUAACAGCCAGUAAGUGUCAAAGUGUCCUUGCCUUGACCUCUUCCCUCUGCUCAGUGGUUAUUUCAGAAGCACACAUAGAACUAACUUGAACCAGAGUCUGGUAGCUUUUGUCUGUAUUCCUUUAAUGGGUCGUUAAAUAUAUAGGAAAUACAGGAAGGGCUUAUAGUUAUUCUGAACCAGGCAAGUUCUUUUACCUUCUAUUUCCUGCCUGCUUGUCUCAGGAGCAGCACGAUCACGAGUGCGAGAUACUAUGCUUAGAUGAAGCUUAUGGAUUUACCUUCUGUAGCAUGAAGUAGAAAAGGUACCCUAAGAGAACAGAAACUCCAUGGGUGACUGGCCAGGACUCACUGUGCUGUGCUGUGCUUGUUACAGUACCAUGGUGCACUUACCUAGCUCCUGAUGUUUACUUUCUCCUUUUUUUCUGAUGUACAUCUAAGCCACUUUUUAAAAAUCAAGAUGAACCACAGGUGUUUUUCACAAAAGAGGAAAAAUGAUGGACUCAGGGUUCCAGCUUAGACAGUGGUAGAGUAUUUGCCGGACCCUGCGCUUGUUCUCUAGCAUUGAAAACAAAUGGAGAGCUGGAUCUCAUGAAACGAGAAAGCCACUCGAUUUUCUUCCAUUCAACCAAGGUACAUAUAAGUUUACCAAGUAGGCAGUGAAAGGUUUUUUCUGAUGGCCUUCCCAAACAUCCCUGGAGUGGCAUUGUUGAACAACAUGAGAAAGACAAAUGGCUGCCCAUGCUUAUUACAGUAUCGUUCAGUUUAUUCCUUUAUUCCAGACGGCCUUACACAUGUGUGCACACACCCACGUCAGGGUCGUGGUUUUAGAAAAGCGACUCGAGGCCUGUUGGUUAGCCGUCUCCUGUGCUAGGUAGUUUUAAAUAUUUCUGUAGCUAAAACUGUUCUGAUGACCAUCUCUGAUGGGAUUUGGUUUUAACUUUAUGUUGGAAGGCCUUUUGAUCUAACAAAUAUCCCUGAAUAAAGAAUUGCUGGGAAGUAAUCCAGAUGUUCAAGAGGCUUGACUUGAUGAAAAUUUAAGAUGAGCUGGUGCUCAUGUAUGGUUUUUGAUCUCGAGAAGUUAUUUCUGUUGGGACUUCCCUUCUGGGUCAGCAACUGCAUCUUGCCCUUUAAAUUCCUUCUUAGGCUUUAUAGUGAGUACUGGAUAGUUCUUGAGCUGUUUAUAUGGCUGCUACUCUGUAUGGUUGUUUUUCAAGAUAGUAGACUUAGAGGAGGCAGUUCCAUUGCGCCUUUGUUUCCCACUGAAUUCUGUCAUGCAGAGUUGCCUAUAUGCCUGUGCAGUGCCUUUGCAGGCAGGAAAUUGUUGUAUCCCAUGGAACUGGUAUCAGCCGUUUGUGAGCCACCAUGUGGGUUCUGGGAACCAAAUCCGGGUACCCUGCUAUAGCAUCAAGUGCUCUUCACUGUUGAGCUGUCCCCUGAGUCCCGAAAGCUUACUUGCCUUGCCAUGGGAGCCUCUUACGUGGAGAUGUGGAGAAUCUGCUCCCUUUGUUUGUUGUUGAUAUUCAUGCGCUCAUGGGUUGUGCCCAGGUGGGGUGUGCCAUAGUGCACGUGGCGAUGUCGUUAUCUUUACCAAGUUUCAGAUGGUCUUUUUAGUCACUGCUAAUAGCUGGCUUUCCGGCUUCUGGGGAUUCUCCUUCCUCUGAUCUGUGGUUGUGUGCUGAGACUACAGACGCCAUAUGCUGCCUACUGAGUCUGCGUUGACAGGCACACUGGGCGUGUUAUAGUCAGGUCUUUAUGCUUGGGUGGCAAACACUGUGUCCACUGAGCCAUGGCCACAGCCCAUGUGUUCCUGUGUGUCCACAUGUGUGUGGGUUCAUGUGAACAUGUCCAGGUGCACAGAGGUCAAAACUGGUUUAUUUUCUUUCAGCUUAAUAUGAGAUCUUUGGACUUGGCUCACUGUUUUGGCUAGGCUCUUCCCCUUUCUCCAUACCCCCAGCAAUUGGUAUUCCAGGCGUGUGCUGCCACUUGAGACAUUUUUACAUGGGUGCUGGCUCCUCCUCGCUUGAACUGGCAUCAUCUGUCCAGCUCCUCUUAACUCCCUUUGUGCUGAAUUUCAGUACUGAGUAGGCCUCGCUCUGAGAUAUCACUUGUGGACUUAUUGUUUAGGCACAUUCAGGCCAGUAAGGUAAACAGGAGAAAUAAUUUGUUUCCCGGACACUCACCUCCCCCUGUGGUAUUUGUACAUUCAGUGCACGUGGUGUUCACCAAAUGAAUGCAUGUCAGACCGAGUCUGUGAAGUUAAUUGAGCUUCUGGUGUGGAACUGGGACUUCCACCUUUAUUUGUCAUCAAAAUGAAGCAUCUUACUGCCCACCUAAUAAUAGUGCGAUGUACGGAAUGCCAUUUCCUCAAGGCUUAGUUGGAUUUCAGGACCUCAAAUGACCUAUUUGAAACAUAGAAAGGCACUGUAGCUAGGUAUAUUUACAAAUAGGAUUUGGCUCAGAAAGGCCACAAGUUUAGAGUUUUGAAGAGUGAGCUAAGGAACUGAAGCCCUGCUGCUUGUUCUCCUGUUAGUAUUUUCCUACAAGCUUGAAAACAGCAAUUGGAUUCCUCACUGUAGCACCCUUUAACACUUAAUAUCACGUGAUGUCCUCAAGUGUUAUGCUUCCAACACAUAGUAAUUCCUUUACUACCCAGGCUGUGGUAGUACACAUGGCAGGAUUUACCUCCUGAAGGCUAGUAUUUCCCAGAUUUGUGGUUGUGCUUGCAGGAGGUAAGGGGAACAGGAAAGACACAGCUUUUGUGUAACAGCGAGUGGCAUAGCUCUAGAAAUUCUGUAACAAAGUUUCCAAAGAAUACAACUUGGAAAGAGAGUAUCAGCAGUCUGACGUGCUUUGUUAGGUUCUUCAUGAUUGGGUAAACUGACUUCCUCUUGUUUCUGUUUUACAGGCUUUCCUCGGAGACAGGUGGCAUGGGGAGCAGCUAGAACAGUGCAGACUCAUCCAUAAUCCCUUUCUGCUGUU
Molecule: messenger RNA, 5379 nt
Organism: Meriones unguiculatus (Mongolian gerbil)
Lineage: Eukaryota; Metazoa; Chordata; Mammalia; Rodentia; Muridae
Gene: Pcbp2
Product: poly(rC) binding protein 2
Exons: 15
Coding region: 347-1747 (466 amino acids)
Biological process (GO): regulation of RNA metabolic process; regulation of gene expression
Cellular component (GO): nucleus; cytoplasm; nucleoplasm
Molecular function (GO): mRNA binding; single-stranded DNA binding
Source: RefSeq, a predicted model, not a curated record